CAGAAGAAUGCAUUUAAUGAUCUUGGUGCACUUUGACCGCUCAUGAACAGUGAUAGUUUUCAAGAGACCACGUAAAGGGUAUCUCACUUUGAUGACCCCACAUCAAAUGUGCUAAGUGCUGUGUUUUGUGAAAGGACUCGUGUCUAUAGAGCUCUGAGUGGGGUCUAACACAUGCCACUGUGGUGCAAAGGAUAUAAAAUGAUGGUGCAGUGUGAGUGUUCAGGUUGAGGUUACUGAUCUCGGUGUUGGGUGGAGGUGGCAGCUGCGUCAGUGGUUGGCAGAGCAGCGCCAGCCUGCUCUCUUCCCCCGGGAAGGAAACAAGCUGCAGUGGGAAGAAACCUGCUGCCUUCGAGUCUCCACGGUCAGACUUAAGGCAGGUGGUUGUGGGGAGGCUUACUGCAGUCUCUUCCUGGAGUAGGGAGAGCAGGAGAGGUGGCAGCCAGGCAGGGGCUUUCAAGGCCGAAGCAGUCUGUGUGCUUGACCCUCGGUUGCCCAAGGCCUCCGGUGGAGCAGGAUCUGGGGCCGCGGAGGUGAGUAGCACACGCUCGCCGGUGGCUGCGAGGCCUGUAAGCCCUCUUCAGUGCUCCUGAAGGUGCCGGCACGAAGAGGCGGGAGACGGUGCGGGAGGUGGGCGACAACCCGGGCGGUGCAACUCCGGGUGGCGUGUGGCGGCUCCUGGGAGCGGCCCAGUGUGGAGGGGUACCGCGGCACAGAGGCUUCCCGCGCCCGGCGUGGGGCCCGCGGACGCCUGGUCGCGAAAGCUCAGCGCACCCCAAGGGGCCCAGUCUGAAGCCUCCCCUGAGGCCGCGGGCGGCCUGACCCUCCCCGCUUCUGCCCCGAGCGCGCCCGAAGGAUCCCGAGUCGCUUCGGUCGGGAAGCCGGGGGUGACGAGCGCGCUUGGGAGGAGCUCGGCGGCCCGCAGGGGAAGGCAGCGUGGUACUGCGCCGCCUAGUGGCUGCGCACCGGGGGCGGCGCCCGAGCCCGGUGAACGGCGGCGGCGGCGGCGGGGCCCUGUUCCCGUUGUGCGGGGAAGGGCUGGCAGGUGCUGGUGGCCAUAGCGCAGGUAAGGCGGGCUUUCGCCUUCCUCCUCCCUGCCGCGGGCUACCUUCCCCUCCCGCCGCCGGUGGGGGCCGGCUCCCCUUGCCAGGAGCAGGAAGUCGCGGGGAUAGGCACGGCACGGCCUGGCUGAGCCGAAGCGGUGGAGGGGCCGCCCGUCAGCUCCGGCUGCCGCCGCUGCCGGGUCACUCCCCGGAGUCCGCCGCCUGUCAGCACCACCGCCGCUCCGACUCGUUGAGGUGAGGCCGCCCGGCCGCUGUUGUCCUGCUCGGAGAGCCUGCAGCGGGGCUCGGCAGCUGUCCCUGAAACACCUCCCGCGAUGGUGCCGUCCCCGCGGUGUCUCUGACUCGAAACGUUCGUUUUUACGGAAUGGAGGGGAAGAAACUGAUUUCUGCAACAGACACACAGUACUCCAGCGUGCUCCUUCAGUCUUUGAACGAACAACGUGACCAUGGACUUUUUUGUGAUGUUACUGUUAUUGUGGAGGACCAGAAAUUUCGAGCUCACAGGAACAUCCUUUCGGCCUCAAGCACUUAUUUUCACCAGCUUUUCUCAGUGGCUGGGCAAGUGGUUGAACUGAGCUUUGUAAGAGCAGAAAUUUUUGCAGAAAUACUGAACUACAUUUAUAGUUCCAAAAUAAUUAGCAUUCGAUCUGAUCUACUUGAUGAACUGAUUAAAUCAGGGCAACAGCUAGGUGUUAAAUUCAUAGCUGAUCUGGGCAUACCUCUGUCUGAUGGAAAAAACGUGUCAAGUGAGGUCAGAGAUGGUGCAUCAGAAACUUCAGCUUCUGGUCCAGGUCAAAGGGAUGCUGAAACACAAGUACCUGUGAUAAGGCCAGAGAGUCAUGAGGCAACAGAUGGGAUGCCAGUUAUAACACAAUCGUUCUCCUUACACGGCAUAGAAUAUGAGACUACAAAAAUUACAGUGAGUGAUUCAGAUGAUGAGGAUGAUGAUGUUAUUUUUUGCUCUGAGAUUGUUCCUCCAAAAGAAUGUACUAAAGAUGCAAAUGCUGCAACCCAGAACCAGCCUUGCCCAAGUUCAUCUGGAGUUUCCGACCAAAAAUCCUGUGGCAGUGGUGGCUCUCCCCAUUUGCCGAGCACCACAGCAGCUCAGAAACUCUCUUUGUCUACUAGCCAGCUAAGCUCAAACCAAACACAACCCGGUGCCGAAUCGCAUGUCCCUGGAACGCCACACCACUUGACUCCUAAUAUCAUUGUGCUGAAUAAGCCUUUACUUAACUCAUCGCUCAGUGCCAGCUCCUCGCAUCAAGCAAAUGUGACACCUACAAUUAAUUUACUCGAGGAGAAGAGACAGACAUCCAAUAAUGGCCCCUUAGCUGAAGUGGAAACAACAGCUGUUGAUGAUGAUGAUGUUGUCGAAGAUGAUGUUGAUAUCAUUAGCUCUAGUCCUGGUUCAGUCAACAGUAGCUCUUUGGGUCAGCAACCAUCUGUAACUGAGACAGCAACGACUGAAGGACCAGCUGUACAGAAAAAACAGGCUGUUACACUGUCAGAUGAGACAUUUUCUAUAGACAGAGAACUUAAAAUAAAAAUCUCAGAUAUCCUUGCUGGAAACAAGAAGGACUUAAGUUCAGGUGUAGCAUCAAAGCAGGCGGCAGAAGGGCAGAAAAUCAUAACAUUGGAUACCACAACUGAAAUAGGAGGCUUAUCCACAGGCUGUAAGGUGUAUGCAAAUAUCGGUGAGGAUACGUAUGACAUAGUCAUUCCUGUAAAGGGUGAUGCUGAGGGCGAAGCCAAGGCUGAUGAAACACCUAAAACGUCUGGUGGUGAUUCUCCAAACAGGAAACGCAUGAAAGUAAAGCACGAUGACCAUUACGAGCUCAUCGUGGAUGGAAGAGUCUACUACAUUUGUAUUGUGUGCAAAAGAUCGUACGCGUGCCUGACGAGCUUACGGAGACACUUUAACAUGCAUUCCUGGGAGAAGAAGUAUCCCUGUCGGUACUGUGACAAAGUUUUUCCUCUUGCAGAGUACCGUACCAAGCAUGAAAUCCACCACACUGGUGAGAGAAGGUACCAGUGCUUGACCUGUGGCAAAAGCUUCAUUAACUACCAAAUUACAGCCUCCCACAUAAGAUCAGUUCAUAGCCAAGAACCUUCUGGAGAUACCAAGCUCUAUCGAUUGCACCCGUGCAAGUCUCUGCAGAUCAGACAGUACACAUACAUCAGCGAUCGCUCCAACAGUAUACCAGGAAUGAACAACGGUGGCAUCGUUUAUCGUGUUGGCACAGGGAAAGAUGGCACUGAAGGAACAGCAUCUAACUCUUCAGACAUUAGGUGGGAUGACAUUUUUGUUCCACAUGGAAACGAAGCAAUGUUCAAACAAAAUCCACCGGAGGGGAGUUCUGAGUUUGAGUUUGUAAUACCAGAAUCCUACUGAAGCACAUAAAGCACUGGGAAAAGCUUUCAGUGCAGAAAUAGCGUGGCUGUUUUAAAUGAACUGUUAAUAUCACUGUAAAAAUGAAAUGUUAAGAGUUGAAAACAAGUUAACUUGUUCUACCAAAACAUCAAAUGGAAGCCCUUAGAAGGAUUAUAGGUAACUGCAAGUGGUUUGUGAAAGCAAUUCAUCUGAAGGUUUACUUGAAUACAGAGCAGGACACUUCUAAAGAGAAUUUUCUGGUAUAUCAAUUUUGAUCAAAAUGUGGGGAUUUGUAGCUUGAAAAGGUACAGUUUCUUCUGAAGAGCUAGAACUCUUAUAAAGUAAUUGAGGUAUUUCCUGUACCCAUAUUUACUAUAUAAACCCUUUCUUUAGUGUUAACACUUAAAAUGCUGAAUCCUGUUUAGAUGUUAACCAAGCAAACAGAUUUUUUUCAUCAUAGUCUCUUGAAUAUGGAACCAUUUAAAAAAAAAAAAACAAACGAAAAAAUCCCACUACUCAUCUGUUUUUGUGAACAAUGGAUUACUGCUGCUGUUCAAAAUAACUGACUUUUGAGUAGUGUAUUUUUGAACUAGCAUCUUGGCUCUGCUUUUAUAUGAAUUAGCUAUCUUCAUGCAAAUAAUGAGUAUUGCUGACAAGAUAGUUGCAGGUAAAUUGAACAACCUUUAUACUUGGCAGAAUGGUGAGCAGAGCAUUCAGUGUCUGGAGUGUUGUAUUUUACCUUUUUUUUUGCAAUGAGAAAAAUGAGAAUAAACCCCCACAAAGUGGAGAAGCUUAGAACACAUAGGAAGGUAAAAGAUAAUUUUUCCUUUCAAAGGAUGAGGAAUAAUGUUAGGUUUUCUAACUAUGGGAACAGAUGCCAUUAAGGAGUUUAGAAGGGCUUCAGUCUGGUAUCUUAAAAAGAAUACUUACAAUAAAAGGGUUUUUUUUGUUUGUUUGGGUUUUUUUCAGCUGAAGGCUUUUACAUUCUCAAGAUUAUAAAACAAAUGCUGUAUCAGCUCAGCAGUGAGACUGCUGAGAUGUUGUACAGCCCAUUUGGUUAGAUCUUUUAAGUGAAACAGGGAUUGGGAUUUUUUUUUUUCCUUCCCAUUUAUAGGGUUAUGGAAGCAUGGGGACUAAACCAAAAAUCAAAAAGUAACUUCCAUCCACCAAAAUGCAAAGUAUAUUUUCUCUGCAGUUGUCUAGUUGUCAUCUGUUUUCAGUUUGGGGCUUAUUAUAUUGUCCUUUUGUUUCUCCUUGCAAUUGGUAACAUGUUUAGGCACUUAUAAGACAAAUGAGAUGUCCAACUUGAACAGGAAACAGUAGACCUAAGGAAAACAAACUGGAGUCAUAGCUUAGCAGAUUUAGUGACUUGGUGAAUUUUUGUAAAUGGUAAUGUGAAACUCGCUCAGGUUCUAGACAUGACUGAGAUUGUUGUGUAUAGCACUAGUUAGUUGUUGUAACCUUUUAUUGUUUAAAUUACAGUUAAAGGUUUUUAAAUAAGCAUCUCGAUCCUAUGACCUUAAAGGUUAACAUUUCAGACACACAGUACUCUACACACAGAAAUACAUCUACAUGGUAAAUGGUUCAAAUACAACUCGAGCUAUAAAAAAGGGUACCAGACAUCUGUUUGAGUAAUGCUGGGAGAAAGGAGGAUUUACCUUAUGCAUGUAAUGCUCAUCUCUUCUGUUUUGUAAGCCAAGAACACCACUUAGCAGAUUAUUAACAGUUCAUACUACAGACCCCCUUUGAACACUUCAGAUGUUACGGGUUGGGUGUUAUCUGAGAUGCCAUUUCAGCAGUCAAACAAUCCUCACAAGACGUUAAGUCCUGAUUGCCUGUAUUAGCACGGGCAGCCCUGUGUGCUGUAUUGAGAGUUCCUGAACUUUUUGACAAGAAAAUGCUAUUUUUGUUACUGAUAUGACACAUCUAGAAUUAAGCAUACAUUGCAAAGUGUACAUUCAGUAAUAAUUAAGCAAUGGCUAUCGAUAUUUGCUGCUGAUGUAUUUAAAACUUUGAAUUAAACUGUGCCUACUAAAGGUCUCUUUUUGGAGGAAAACUGGAAAAUUAGGGCUUUGUAACUAUUUUUGCUAGAAGACUCGUGCUUGCAUGUGUCUCAGGGUCUUCAGUUUUCCUUGGAAGUGAUUUUUGAUAUCCAAAGUCCAGAGGUCACGUAAAUAAUUUUUUAAUUUCACUUCCAGUAUUUAUUGAUUUGGAAACAUAGUAAAUCCAUUCUUUUAAAACUCUUCUUUUUAUGGGGCCAUGAGCAUCUAUAUUUAGGUUUAUGGCUAUUGCACUUGUAUUUGAUUUUAUUUGUUUUCUGUUUGCUUUUGUAAACACUUAGCUUCCAGUUUAACUUAAUGAAAAAAAAAACAACCUUUAUGUAAAUAUUAAGCAAUUGGCUUUAGGGUAAUGAAAGAAAAAGAUUUAAUCUGAAAAAAAAAGCAUUUAUAUAAACCCUGAAUUUUAACAGAGUAUGGUGGCAAACCUCUUGGUCAUUUUUAUGCAGAUGAAAUCAUUAAUGGGUCUGCUGCAAAAUAUGAUAAAGGUGACUGCAUCCUCACUGUAUGGUUUCUCUGGGUAUUCAUACAGUAGCAUUCCAGUCUCUGAUUUAAACAAAUAGUGAGGGAGCAACUGACCGCUUAUUUAUUUCGUACUGUUAAGGCACGCAGCUUAUAAAGGUGCAGAAGCUGACAACUAUAUACAUUGAACAUUGAGUUCUAGGGCUGUUGCCUAGGAGCUGUUCCACGUGAGACACGUAUCAUUUUUGCCAGAUCUGUUAUGUAAAUAGUUGUACAGUCUUUCCUUAACAUACUUUAUAAAGUUGUGUUCUACUUUUCAUUAAUCAAUACUUGAUAGUAGUUCUUAGAGCUUUCUAUGGCAAAAAUAAAAACCUCUUAAAUUCUAAA
This is a messenger RNA of Pogoniulus pusillus (Red-fronted tinkerbird), 6338 nucleotides long. It is a transcript of the gene ZBTB33, whose product is annotated as zinc finger and BTB domain containing 33. Lineage: Eukaryota; Metazoa; Chordata; Aves; Piciformes; Lybiidae. Gene Ontology annotation, biological process: regulation of transcription by RNA polymerase II. Bases 1426 to 3453 code for a protein of 675 amino acids. Gene Ontology annotation, cellular component: nucleus. Gene Ontology annotation, molecular function: protein binding; DNA-binding transcription factor activity, RNA polymerase II-specific. The transcript has 2 exons. The record is from RefSeq and is a predicted model, not a curated record.